Thunnus maccoyii (southern bluefin tuna) is the source of this 951-nucleotide messenger RNA. RefSeq names its product olfactory receptor 11A1-like. Gene Ontology annotation, biological process: G protein-coupled receptor signaling pathway. The transcript has a single exon. Gene Ontology annotation, cellular component: membrane. The record is from RefSeq and is a predicted model, not a curated record. Gene Ontology annotation, molecular function: G protein-coupled receptor activity; olfactory receptor activity. The coding region runs from base 1 to 951 and encodes 316 amino acids. Lineage: Eukaryota; Metazoa; Chordata; Actinopteri; Scombriformes; Scombridae.
AUGACGGUAAAUUCAACUUUAUCUUACUUCAUUUUCAGCACGUAUAUACACAUUGGCACUUUAAGAUACUUGUACUUCAUGUUAACUGCGAUGUUAUACACUGUUAUCAUUACUGCCAACACAUCACUCAUUGUGGUUAUCUGUAUGAACAGAAGCUUACAUGAACCUAUGUACCUUUUUCUGUGCAGCUUGUUUGUAAAUGAACUGUAUGGUAGUACAGGGUUGUUUCCAUUCCUUCUGGUUCAGAUCCUCUCUGACAUUCACACUGUUUCUGCUUCUUUCUGCUUCCUGCAGAUUUUCUGUUUGUAUACGUAUGCAAAUGUGGAAUUUUUCAACUUAGCCAUCAUGUCUUAUGACAGAUAUCUUGCUAUCUGUUGUCCUCUACAAUAUAACACACGUAUGACGUCUAACAAGGCAUUAAUCUUUAUUACUGUGAUAUGGUUGUACUCGUUUGUGAAAUUUCUUAUUACUUUAUCCUUAAACAUCCGUUUGCCACUUUGUGGAAACAUCAUAAACAGUUUGUAUUGCAAUAACUACCUAGUUGUUAAACUGGCGUGUUCUGAAACCAAAGUGAAUAACAUUUAUGGACUUUUUGGUGUUGUUCUUACCGUCAUAGUCCCUCUGUUUCCAAUCCUUUUCUCUUAUAUGAAAAUUCUUAAAGUUUGUUUUUCUGGUUCUGAACAGACCAGACAGAAAGCCGUCAGUACCUGCACACCUCACCUUGCUUCCCUCCUUAACUUUUCUUUUGGAUGUUUGUUUGAAAUACUUCAGAGUAGAUUUGAUAUGAGCAGUGUUUCCAGCGUGCUGAGAAUCAUUCUGUCGCUGUAUUUUCUGAUCAUACAACCACUUCUGAAUCCUAUCAUGUAUGGACUGCAAAUGUCAAAAAUACGAAAUACAUGUAAACACCUGUUCUGUUCUAAAAUGUGGGCUUGCCAUAGAGAUACUAUGUAG